This is a messenger RNA of Carassius auratus (goldfish), 8289 nucleotides long. Its product is annotated as histone-lysine N-methyltransferase 2B-like. Gene Ontology annotation, biological process: positive regulation of DNA-templated transcription. Gene Ontology annotation, molecular function: protein binding; histone H3K4 methyltransferase activity. The record is from RefSeq and is a predicted model, not a curated record. NCBI's taxonomy places the organism in Eukaryota, Metazoa, Chordata, Actinopteri, Cypriniformes, Cyprinidae. Gene Ontology annotation, cellular component: nucleus; histone methyltransferase complex.
GCACAGUCAGAUAACAUUUUAUUAUGCGUGUAGGAAACUACUGCACCAUGUGCUUCAAGUGUUAUGAAGAUAAUGACUAUGAAAGCCAGAUGAUGCAGUGCUCCACGUGUAACCACUGGGUCCAUGCUAAAUGUGAAGGCCUGACAGAUGACUUGUAUGAAAUCUUGUCGAGUCUGCCUGAGAGUGUGGUGUACUCCUGUCAGCCGUGUUUACAAGAGCAGCCUGAUGGAGAGGACGUUAAUGGAGCAGUCUGGAGGGAACUGCUCGACCAGGAGCUGAAGACUGGCUUGGAGAGGGUGCUUUCUUGCCUGCUGAGCUCCAGCCCCACUAAGCCGGUCACCUGCAAAAAGUGCACUACAAUGGGUUCCCUGAACACUGUGGAUGAAAAUGUACCUGUCUGUGACUUCCGUGCUAUUGGAAAGAAGUUUGAGGAAGGCCUGUACACAUCCUUGAAAUCCUUUCAUGAAGAUGUGGUGAAAGUAAUUCGCAAUCACAUGGAAGAUGAGGAAAUUUUACCAGAGGACCAAAGACCCACUGCCCUUGCCCGCUCGUAUUACUGGAAGCUCUUAGAGGAAGUAUAUGGUUGGUUUAACAGUCGGGACCCUAAAGUAUGGGAUCCACGCUCUAAACAUCUGCCAGCCGGGAUGCUUGCGCAUGCUGUGAUGCCGCCAAAUUAUGAACAUGUUUAUGCUCAAUGGCGUGAGAGAGAUGCAUGUCACAAGAUGUUGGACGGCGCCCCACAGAUGACUGGAAGACACGUGGAUGUUAAAUUGGGAGAAGAGGAGGAUGUGUCCACACCUUUAGCCCAUAACUCUACAGGAUACUUUAUGGACCAUGGGGCAUUACAAAUGAACCUGAAAGGGAAGAAGGCUCGGCCUACUAAAUCUGACCUGGACACAGUUUUGUCAAAAGACGACGAGAGACAGUGCGCUCUGUGCCAAAAAUACGGUGAUGCAAAGGCCAGUGAUGCAGGGAGGUUGCUCUAUCUCGGGCAGGAUGAAUGGGCUCAUGUAAAUUGCACCAUGUGGUCUGCAGAGGUGUUUGAGGAGGACAAUGGUUCACUUCUGCAUGUUCACAGUGCUGUUGCAAGAGGUCGUCUGAUGCGCUGUGAGCGGUGUAACCGAACUGGGGCAACAGUAGGUUGCUGCCUUACUUCGUGCCAGAGUAACUACCACUUCAUGUGCGCCCGCUUUCGCAACUGUGUCUUCCAGGAUGAUAAAAGAGUUUUCUGUCACAAGCAUCGUGACCUUAUAAGUGGAAAAAUCAUCACUGGUCAAGGGUUUGAAGUACUACGGAGAGUUUAUGUGGAUUUUGAAGGGAUUAGUUUUCGCAGAAAGUUUUUGACUGGAUUGGAGCCGGAGUCAAUCAAUUUAAUGAUAGGUUCUUUGCUAGUAAAAAAGCUUGGAAAGCUGAGUGAAUUAUCUGCCUGUCAUGGAAAACUUUUCCCCGUGGGUUAUGAAUGCUCUCGCUGGUAUUGGAGUACUGUGAACCCCUUAAAUCGAUGCAAAUACACAUUUCGCGUUAGGGAGGUCUGUCCAACUGUUCAGGAAAAACCAGUGGAAGAGUCAACUGAUCAGGGAGGAAACUGCACAAUUGCCCACAGCCCAUGCCCCCAAUCAGAAUCUGAAGCCCCGGGAGUGGUUUUAUCUUCAACUAAUCCUUCCACUGAAACAAAUUCCACCUCGUUAUCUAUCUUUGCCAAACCGGACCUUGGUGCUCGUCCCAAAAUCCCUUUAUACCCCCAGAACAGAAGACCUGCUGGAGGACUAUCCAGACCACUGCCUUCUCCAGGAGCUGCCCCAACCAAACCUCACCACAUCCUGACUAUAAGUGAUUUGGAUGACACUCGAAGGCCACGACGGCAUAGCCUACACCCACAGAAUAGUGGUACCCGCAGUCACAUGACCUCCCCUACUCUUGGAUCUCCUGCAGGCCCAAUUGCAUCUAGAGCAGGUGGUUCCCACCACCCUAAAACCUCCCAGCCUACCUCCCCCAUUUUCCCCCUUGGUGCUACUGAAAACCAGCUGACCUCUUCAUCAGCUCGUCCUGUUGGUCGAAGUGCUUCCUCAGUCCGGGGUUCUGGAAUAUUGACUCCCCAUUCUACCUCAGGACUGUUUUCACAGUCCACAAAGCAAGGUGGCAUUGGCUCUAGCCCUUGCACCAAACGAUCCCUCACCUCUCCCACCCACCUCUCCACAAGACCAAGGCCUUUUGAUUUUAAUCAAAUAGACUCUGUUGAACUUCCACAUAAUUUUAUAGCAUCACCACAGGAGCAUCCAGCAGAAAAUGGUGCCUUGCCAUUAAGAGACCUUUUGGGUUCACAAAAAGGUAAUCAUCUAGGUAGUGACAGGGAUUUCCCUUACACAUCCUUCCACUUAGAGGCAGACUUGACUGUGGCACCUGAGCUGAGAACAGAACUUGAAAUUGAAGAAACCGAACUGAAUGAAGGUGUUGCUAUGAACUGCAGUGCACAAAUUGUAGUUGAAGGUGAAGACAACCAGGUAGACUUCUGGGAGCCAGAUGAAGAGAAGUCCAUAAUGUCUACCCAGGGAUUGUCUUGUCCCGUUGAUCCUUGUAGGGAUGACUGGGGUAAUAGUUCUUCUGAUGGGGACAUGGAAAACUACUUCAACUUCAGACGCAUGGUGGUUACUACAAAGGCUCAGAGGGAUGCCUCCCAGACAUCUGCAUCUCCAUCUUUAAGGCAGAUUUCACAACUUGAUGGUGUGGAUGAUGGGACAGAGAGUGAUACAAGUGUGGCUAAUAAUGAUAACCAGGGUGUAAAAUUGUUGAAUCAAGCCCAAAAGCCACACAAACCACUCAACGCUGUGCCUCAUGAACAGACUGCUAGCAAUGGGCUAUGUUUGGCAUUUCCAAAUCCUGUUUCUGAUUUUUCUUCAAUUUGGUUAGAACCCGUGUCCAACUCGGAGGUUGUUGCUGAUCAAGAUUCUUUUGGUGUAACUCAAACAUUGCAAUCAAACCCUAGGGUGGUUGUACACUCACAAGACACUUUGACUAAUUUUGUUGACCUAAAGCCUAUAAACCAUGCAUUUUCUAUAUAUGGUAAUGAUUACCAAGCCCCUCAUUUAAUGGUAGAACCAGAGACACCCUUAAUUCUGGAGAGAUGUGAUCCUCUUUCACCAAAUGCACAUUUCACUGAUUUGGUCCCAGUCCAAGAUUCUCUGAGUGACCCUCCAGACCCUAAAGAAUUGUACUUGGAUCCUAGUAGUGGCCACUUUGUGUCGUCUAUAGAUGACUCUAGAGUUCACCAAAACAACCACUUGCAAGAUGAUUCCCCUGACUUAAUGGAAGUGAAUGGAAUUCAGAGUCUACAGCAACAAAAUCCUGUUCCUUCCACAGUGUUACCCAAAUCUGCAUCAUCUUCUGAACCUUUAUCUUCUGAUUCCUCUGCACACGUUCCUUUUGCAGCAUGCCCAAAUCAGACACCUUCUGCAAAUGUGUCCUUGUUCCCAGUCCAAACUCCUGAGGGUAAGACGGUCUUGCCACCCAUGGAGAGUUUCAGAACCAAAUUACACCCACCUGCUGAAACAAGGCAUCCUGCCUCUUCAGUUCCUGGAGGGGCAAUGCCAUGUGUUCCCACACAUUUGCCACAGAAACCAGAGUCUAUGCUGUCUGUACCAUCAGCCACUGGUGUACCCCUUGGGACUUAUGGGCCAGCUUUGGGUACAGUGUCUGUCCCGUUGCAUCCCACUUACCCGCAGCCUGUUGGCUCUACAACAGUUGCCAUAGUCUCCUCCUCCUCCUCUAUAACUUCUCAGCCAUCAGCUCUGUGCCAAGCAAUGCCUUCUGCCAUUCAGCCAGCCUCUGCUUCUGGUGUCAUCAAUGGGUACAACACCACACCUAUGCAAAGAGAAACAGCUCUAGGACGAAAAAUUUCCAUCAAUUUUUCAACCCCCAGAUCAACAAUUGAACCCCAACAACAGUUGGUUACCCAAGCAUUACCAGGUCAUGCAAUUCUUACUGUAAAAGAGGUUGGUGGAACCAAUGUGGAUCCUACACCACAUGUUUUACUUGUUAAUCGUCUUGGUCAGAUUUUUGUCAAAAACCCUGAAAGCAACACCUUCCAGUUGCCAACUCCAAAUUCCCCUUCAUAUAACUGUGUUACACAAAUCGCCAGCCUCUUGCAAAGCAAUGCCUUAUCGGCAACACUUGCAGCAGCUGGGAACUUGCCACCAGUUGCAGGUGCCACCAUUCCAACCCAAGUCCCACAAAUUGUGUCCCCAUUGGUACAGACCUCAAACACCAUUACACAGCUACUUACAACUAGUACUAAUGGAGCAGCUCCACUACCAGCACCAGAUGUUAAAAAGCCACGUAGGAAUGCCAAAGCUUCUGGAGAUAGAGUGAAAAAACCAAGGAUUAAGAAGGAGUCUUCCACACCUAGAAGAACAAAGUCUGCUAGCACACAUGGCCCAUCUAGCAAACAAUCAACAAGUCAAAUAGUAACCUCCUCAGAUAUAUCUAAUCAAGCAGAUAGUGCACAAGCUAUCAUCAACCAAGCUAUGGCUGGAUAUUAUGAUCCCAACAAGACUGUUUCCCGAAUUCCCUCAUCACCUCGUAACAGUACUAUUAUUGGGAAAAUUCAUACAAGUUCAGUAGUUUUACCGGAAGGACUCCUUGUCAAACAAGAGAUGAAGGCUUCCCCACCAGUGACACCAGAAGCAGCACCUCGACCAAAACAGGUUCGAAUGAAAAGAGUGUCCUCUUUAUCUGACCGUAUUGCCACCAAGAAAUCAAAAUCUGACUUUUUAGACCUGGACCGCCCUACUAAAUUGGAAGAACCACGCAAGUCAAACUCCAUAUCAGCCAGGUAUGGAGUUCGCAUUAAAACCCCAACCGUCAAGGGAAUUCUAGACUUGGACAAGCUGAAUGAAGAGCCUAGUAGUGACUCUGAGAGUGCAAGGCCUGGACCUUGGGAUCGUCUUUCCUUGCCUCGUGGUGGAGACAGCAACAAGCCAGCGACCUGGGAUCCUGCUAAUCGUAAUGCACUGUCUGACUGGAACAAAUACUCGGGGAUGCUGUCCUGUUCAGAUGAUGAGAUGUCUCCCUCAGAUGGUGAAGAGCAUAGUCCUCCCAGCCGAGACCAGCCCCACCUACGCUUUGAGAUCACUAGUGAUGACGGCUUCAGUGUAGAAGCAGACAGUAUUGAGGUUGCUUGGUCCACUGUUAUCGAGGGAGUCCAGGAGGCCCGUGCUGUCGCUGGACUGAGGCAGCUCACUUUUUCUGGGAUAAGCGGAGCGCAUGUGAUGGGAAUGCUGUACGAUGCCAUAGUGUACCUGGUGGAACAGCUCCAGGGGGCCAAUCGCUGCCAGCGUCACAACUUCCGCUUCCACAAGCAAGCCAGUCAGGAGGAAGAUCUGCCCAUUAACCCAAGUGGCUGUGCCCGCUCUGAAGUCUACCUAAGGAAAUCUACCUUUGAUAUGUUCAACUUCCUGGCGUCACAACACAGACAGCUUCCUGACACCGACCUCUAUGAUGAGGAGGAGGAUGAGAUUCUUCUCAAAUCCACCAGGCGUGCAACAAGUUUGGAGCUUCCGAUGGCGAUGCGCUUUAGACAUCUCGAGAAGACAUCUAAAGAAGCGGUUGGUGUCUACAGGUCUGCGAUUCAUGGAAGAGGCCUGUUCUGUAAACGAAACAUCGAGGCGGGAGAGAUGGUCAUUGAGUAUUCAGGCAUUGUCAUUCGUUCCGUUCUCACGGACAAGCGAGAGAAGUAUUAUGAUGGCAAAGGCAUUGGUUGCUAUAUGUUCCGCAUCGACGACUUUGACGUGGUAGAUGCCACGAUGCAUGGUAAUGCGGCGCGGUUCAUCAACCACUCCUGUGAGCCAAACUGCUACUCUCGAGUCAUCAACGUGGAGGGUCAGAAGCACAUAGUCAUUUUUGCUUUACGGAAAAUCUACCGUGGAGAGGAGCUGACUUAUGACUACAAGUUCCCCAUAGAGGAUGCAAGCAACAAGCUUGGCUGCAACUGUGGUGCCAAGCGCUGUCGGCGCUUCUUAAACUGAAGAGCAGUGCUGGAGAAGUUGCAGGGCAACUGCACGACAAUGGAGUUUGACGGGUAAAAACGGUGGACCAAGGCUUGUCUGAUAGAAGGCAGGUCCAAGCUGAAGGUUUCAAAGCUUAACAGUCACCUUUUCAAGUCCUUCAACCAGCACAUAUAAGGACCACCAAUUGUUGUGGAGCCAUUCACACCCUUCAACCAGGAUUCCUCCCGAUCAGUUGACAUUCAGUCCAGUAGAUGUGUGGUAACAAGGCCAUGGCCUUUUCAAGAACAUUUCCCACUAUGCUGCAUCGUCUUUGCUUCAUUAAAAGUUUUAUCGGAAUAGUUGUGGUUUUGAAAUGAAUCUCGGUUUCGGAGUCCUUGUAUAUUUUGCUGCAAAAUUGUGACUACUAUUUUGUUAUUUUCGCAGGCUUUUUUUGUGCUUUCCAAAAGCUGGAACACGCUUCCAAGAGUUUCGGGCAUUCUGUUCCCUUGAAAAACCUCAAGUUCCAAACGACCUCCCUUUGUCUCCUUUCUUGAACUGACGUUAAAGUGCUGGAUUCUUCACCUCCCUGUUUGAGAAGCAUAUUACUGUGCAGAAAACUUGGUGUGUGUGAAAGCUUAGCAGCAGUGAAGAUACUGUAAAAACAUGCAUAUUACUAAGGAAGUGAUGUGAACGUAUUCUAAUCUGUAUCUGUCAAUUUUAUUUUGGAUCACACUUUCAUGUUUAGCUGAGAAAGACUCCCACUGCUCAGGACAACACUGUAAACCCUUCAGAAUGACCCAUGGAUCCAUUCCUUGCACAUGGCAGUCGGAUAAAAAGACUCACUCUGUUGUCUGUGACCAUUUUUUUUUCUCGCUUUUAUUCUCCUCAAAGGCUUUAUUUUUAAUAAUCUAUUUUUAUGGGCAGGUCUAACUCUUCUGUUUCUGCGGGCUUGUUCUGUGGUGUAACUGUAUAAGCGUUUUUUAAACUUGAUGACUUCCAUGGUGCUAAGCCGAACAUGAAUCCUAAAGAGGAUAAAAUCGAUACUUCCUCGGUUUCAUGUCAUGUCAGAGAUCCGAUGCGAGCUGUAGUUGAUGCACCUGGUACUAAAAUAGCAAAGCAAUCCAUACACCAUUUCCAACCUCGAGCCCAUAAAUGUCAGUGAUGUGUGGAAAUUCGGAGUACUCCUAAACGCCAACGCUUUAGCAUGUUUGUGCUUUUUAUACCUAUAGAGACUUGUGUUGGAACAAAAUCAUGCCUGAGUGGAUAUUUGUUUCUUUUCGUCUUGUAGUAGAGGACACUACUUAAGCUAAUCGUGACUAAACAAAUCCUCAUUGCGUCAAGGUGUGAUGAUGUGGAUUGUUCCUGCAAUAAAUCAUUAAUGCCACAAUUGCACAUACAAUUGGAGUUUUACAUUUAUCUAGGGAGUUAGAAACUGCUUAAAAUGUCCUGAGUGUGAAAGCGCGUAUACUGGUUACAAAAUCUCUAUAUAUAUAUAUUUAUAGAAGAGUUAUUGAAAAUGUUUUUCAGUAGACGGUGGCACUUGGCACCUUAAUUUUCCUUGAAAGAUUUGGGAGUUGGUUCUCUUCUUCAUGCAGGAGAAAAAUCAACAAGCUGAUGCCAUCGUUUGGACUGUAUGGGCGUUCUGUUUAGUCCUGGUUUGUCUUUAUGGGAGUUUUUACCCAUAGGUCUGUGCUUUUUGUAUAUGACCAAGGUCUUAUCAGAGUUUUUCUUCAGGGUUUUUUCUGCCGUUCUUUUAAACCAUUUUCCCCAUUUUCUAACUUGAACAUUGAGGAUGAGUUCUUGCAACGUGGCCUUUUUAUGAGGUGAGGUUUUGAGCCAGCUGUUUAUUUUAAAUGUCUUAGUGGUCUGAUUUUAUUUGAGUUUCUUAAAGGAGAAGUUUCCUGGCAUUAAAUCAUGUUGUCGUCUCCUGCUUUUUCCAUAUUCUGUGCGUUUGUGUGGAGGAGGAAUCUCCGUCAAGAUCUUGAAAUUUAGCAUAUCUCAGAUUUUAAAAAGGUUAAAAUGUCCGAUUUUAAUCAAACCACCCCAAACUUGCAAGGAUUCUACCUCAAGCUGUUCAGACAACAUCAAGUAAUACUAAUGCAAAACUAGAUUUGCUUGGUCUGUUCUGUUGUGCAAAUUUGGCUUGUGUGUGCAAUGAAGGAUGCAAAGCACUAGUCAGACCUCCUGUGAUUUAAUGUGUCUCCCAGAGCUUCCUGGGAAAAGAAAAUCUGUUUCUUUGUAGAUCAUUAAAAAAAUAAAAGUUGUAUCGAAAUAGACUUAAAAAAAAAAAAAAAAAAAAAAAAAAAAA